Messenger RNA from Pedinophyceae sp. YPF-701, 2481 nucleotides. Lineage: Eukaryota; Viridiplantae; Chlorophyta; Pedinophyceae. The record is from the annotation of a GenBank genome assembly.
AUGCCUGAAGGCAGUUCCAGCACACGCGCAUUGCCGGGCUCCGGGCACAUGGAGCACCAAGACCGCACCGCUCCCACGAUGCUUGAUGUGCUAGUGCGGGAGCCUCGUCUCCUGGACUUCCUGCCUGAAGUCAGCGACGUCCGGAGUCUGGCCGCGACCUGUUGGGAUGCUCUCCUGGCGCUGCUUCACCAUCGACCGUCCUCCUGCGGGCCCUUCAGACUGGCCGCGAAAUCGCCGCUGCUUCCGCGCCUGGCGGAGCGCCAAGCUCGCCUGGCGCAGGGGGCAGCGACGGUGCAGUUCGGCGGCACGCUUUGCAUCAAGUCGCGCGACGUCGGCAAAGUGCUGGCUGGGAUGCGCGCCGUCGGUCUGUCAAAGCUCCCGCGGCGCGAGAGGGUCGCGAACCACAUCGGUGCCGUGCGGAAGGUCCUGGAGUGGUCGAUGCGCGAGGGCCGCGACCCCAUCCGCCCGACCCACCUGCGGCUGUACGCACCCCUCGCGCCGGUGCAGACCUCGGGCGACGCACGCGUCGACGAGGAGGUCCGGCGCCUUUGCGGGGUCCUGUGCGAGCUGGCGGCGCCCGGCAGGGAGCCGUGCACCGCGAGGUUCUCUGCGCCGGGGAAGAAGUGCAGGGUGACCGAAGUCGACGUCGCGGUGCUGCCGGACGGGGUGCGAACGGUGCGGAUCUGGCGCCCCGAGGACUGCGAGGAGAUGGCGGCGCUCCUCCCGCAGCACCAGCACCUGGAGCAGCUCAGCGUGUCUGACGCGGCGUUCUACCUGCUGCAGCCCGGGUCGCCGGGUGCACCGGGGCAGCCACCGCCGGCGCAGCCGCACGGAAUGUCGAUGUGCGCCGCGCUGGCGGGGGGGCUGCGCGCGGUGCCGAUCCUGCGCGACCUGCGCAUGGUCAUGGCCGGGCUGUAUGAGCCGCACGUCAAGGUGCUGGCCCCCGCGCUGGCGUCGCUGCUCAACCUGGAGCUGCUCGACCUCUCCGAGAACCUGCUGGGCGACGAUGGCGUGAGCGAGCUCGCGGCCGCCCUGCGCGACAAGACUGGACUGCGCACGCUGCGGCUGCAGUCGGUUGCGGUGUGGGACGCCGGCGCCAACGCCAUCGUCGGAGCGUUCCGCGCCAUGUCCAGCUGCGCUCUGACGGAGCUGUACCUGGACGACAGCACGAGGAACCUGCCGCCGCAGAUGAUGAACGUCAUCGGCACGGGCCCGUCGCAGGCGAUCGCAGAGCUCCUCAAGGCCCGCCCGUCCUUCGAGGCGCUGCACCUGCCGCGCAUGAGCAUGGUGCCGGAUGCGGAGUACAUGUGCCACGCUGUGGCCGCCUGCCCCCAGAUGCGCAGCGUCCACAUGCCCGCGUACUUCAUUGAGGACCGGGGCGCGCGCGUCCUCGCGCGCUCGUUCAACCGCGGCAACCCCUUGGAAUACCUGAUGCUGGCGGGGGUGGACAUCACCGACGAGGGUGCGAGAGACAUCGCCGCUGGCGCCGCUCUGCUCCCGCGGCUCGAGGUGCUCGACCUGCAAAUGAACUCGCUCGGAGACCGCGCCGCGCGGGCACUGGCGCAGCACAUCCCCGACUGUCGGACUCUGAAGCGGUUGAUCCUGUUCCGCAACGACAUCGGAGACUCGGGUGCCGCGGACCUCGGUCGUGCUCUCGCGCAGAGCAGGUCCAUCGUCGAGUUGGACGUGCAGGACAACCGCAUCGGCUCGGGUGGAGCGACCGAGCUCGCGCUCGGAGUGAUGCAGUCCACGUCCCUGCGGACCCUCAACGUGAGCAAACAGAACAUCGGCAACGACGGCGCAGCAGCGAUCAUCUACGCCCUACGUGAGAGCAAAUCGAUGGUUUGCGCGAGGCUCGUUCGAGUCGGGAUCGGGCACGAUAGGGGCCACGCCAUGUUGUACGACUGGCUCGCUGAUGCCUGGCUGCAGAGCAAGAGUCUCGCGCAGGUAUACACGCAUGGGAACAUGAUCAGUUCCCGUGCAGUCCUGCGCGUGGGCUACGCGCUCUGGAUCGCCGGGGCUCAGGGCAAGGUAUCGAAGACCUGGACACAUGGGCCGAACGUUGGGGACCACCGUCUGGCGGUCACGAGGGCGAAGCAAGACUUCUUCUCUCAGAAGAUCGUUGGCAAGAUUCAUUGCAUGAUUCUCCUUGCCCGCGCAGUCCGGCGAAGUGGCGGAAAGCGCGGAGGGGCACGCAAGCUCGCAACAUCGACGCCCGCCGGUGCAGCUGCGUUCCACCCGCUGGCGCCCCGUGGAACUCCAGCGCCCUCCGAGCAGGUCAAGCAGCCGGCAUCCGACUUUGUCAGCUCGCAGGGGGGAGUUGGGCUGGGGGGAAGGUCAUUUCGUCCGAUCGAUUGCAACCGGCCGUUCGCGAUCAUCAUCACUGCGUGCGCUGCUCUUAUGACGGCAUGGGGUAGCGAGGGCGCGUGGUCUACGGGUCGCAAAAAUGACAGGAGGCGGGUGCUCGCCCGCACAGAAUGA